Dendronephthya gigantea is the source of this 1146-nucleotide messenger RNA. RefSeq names its product putative leucine-rich repeat-containing protein DDB_G0290503. The record is from RefSeq and is a predicted model, not a curated record. NCBI's taxonomy places the organism in Eukaryota, Metazoa, Cnidaria, Anthozoa, Malacalcyonacea, Nephtheidae. The coding region runs from base 1 to 1146 and encodes 381 amino acids. The transcript has 3 exons.
AUGCAACAUAUUACACAAGACAGCUUGAGCAAAAACAGCAUGAUACUGUUUCAAGAAAACAACCACCGAAAAAAAGAAGUUGAACAACUUCGUGGACAAAACAACAAGAAUGAAGAAAUCCGUGAGGAACUUUGUCAAGGAAACAACAACGAAACCAACGACGUUGAGCAACUUCUCCAAGAAAAUAGCGACAAUAACAAGGAAAUCAAACGACUUCUUCAGGUAAAUAGUGACAGGAAUAAUGAAAUCGCGUCACUUCGUCAAGAGAACAACACAAUAAAUAAAGAAGUCGAGAAGCGUCGUCAAGAAAACAACGAUAAAGAAAAGGAAAUCGAGCAACUUCGCGAAGGAGACAACAAAAAAAAUAACGAAAUUGAGGAACUUCGUAAAUAUAAAAGCGUAAGCCAUGACCAAAUUGAGCAACUUCGUCAUGAGAUCACCAACAAAAAUAACGAAAUCAUGGAACUUCGUCGCGAAAAUAGCAACAAAAAAGACGAAAUUAAACAAGUUCGUCUAGAAAAUAACGACAAGAGUAAAGAAAUUAAAAACAUUGAUCAAAUUAAGAAAACGAUGGGUAAAAUAAUUGAUCAACUACGGGAAGAAACCGUAAGCAAAAGUAUCGAAAUUAGCCAACUGGAGUCGGAAAACAGCGCCAAAAAUAACGAAAUUAAAAACCUCUGUCGCAAAAACAACUGCAAUAACAAGAAAAUUGGUCAUCUACGUGAACAAAUUAAGGAAAUGGUUGACCUAACUACGGGACUUCGCCAAGAAAACCACAACCAAAAUAGCAGAAUCCAGCAACUUGAUCGUGAAAACAAAGACAAAAACAUAGAAAUAAAGAUGCUUCAUCAAUCUAUCAACGCAUUGAAUAACGCAAUUGUAAAUCUUGGUCAUGAAAACAAUAACAAAAACAAGGAAAUCAAACAACUUCGUGAAACAAACGCCAUCAAAAACGAUAACGAGUCUACGAAACCUCGUCAGGAAAACAACGAUGAGAAUAAAGAAGAUGAUAAGAUCAGAGCGGAGAUUACCAUUCCGCUACUUCAGGAAGAAAGAAAUGACACAUCAAUUCCAGGGGCGUUCCUUUAUGCCGCACCUGAAGAAAUAACAUACAGCGAACUCUAUAAACCAUGGAACGAUAACUGA